AGUAGACGAAUUGGUGCUGGUGUUAGUUCAGUAGAAGUUGAAACCUGUUUUGUCCAACACAGAGCGUCUUGAGUCUGACUCAAAGACGAGUUAGAGCUGUCUUAAGUUAUUCUGUCAGCGACGGUCGUUGAAUUCGCAUGCGUUCAAAGUCGUGUUGUUUUGUUCAAGUCGGCGUCGGAUAUUAUCAUAUUGAACUAGUGCAAAAAAUAAAUAAAUGACAAAUAAAAAACAAAAAUAUUAUAAACAAAUAGUUUCUAGUGAGAAGUGAAUUUCUUAGUGAAGACAGGGAUUAUCACUCGUCAUUUAGUUUGUAGUGAUCAUUGAAAAGCCAUCUAGUGUUAUCGCGGGUGGACCUUGCUGCAAAUACCUGUAGUUUUAGUGUAAUGGUCUGAUUGGCAUUGCACCGCAACGAAACACUUUUGCAUGUGUGUUCAAUGACUAAAAUGAUUCCACCGGUUCCUACAUCUGCUGUGAUGAUGCCCACGCCAAAGCAAAAGAUUGGUUUCAGCAUUGAAUCGAUAGUCGGUAAUGAUGCCGCACCAUCAACAAACUCGCCAACUGCACUGUUAAAAUCAGAGUCCCUGCAACAACAACAAAAUCACCACCAAAGUCUCCAUCAGCAACAGAGGCACGAUAUCCAGGACAUUAUCACUCGGUUGCAUAAUUCAACAAAUAACGUGUUUAGUUCAUCGCAUAAUAAUUUGAGUCCGCCGCCGGUACAAACCCGGUUAACACCGGACGAUCAAGGGUCACCUCCAUUGAAAAGACUUAGAACACCAUCUCCCCUGCCAUCUGCAACGUCACCUCAGCAACAAAAUCUUUGCAAUAUGAGUAAACAAAGUCCCAUUGUGGUGCCUGGCAUGCCGCCGGGUCUAAUCAGACCGUUUCCAGUGCCGCCACCUAAUCUGCCAGAUAUUAAAGCAAUCCCGCCGUAUAUUGGUUCUCCGGAAAUGGUAGCACCUCAACAUAACCCGCAUUUAUUGGCCGCCGCACAAUUUCAAAUGGCUGCUGCUCUGCAAGCUGGACAUGUCCUGGGACCAGGCGGUCUACCACCUCAUGCCCCAUUUUUGCCGAAUCCUGGUAUGACCCGGGAGAGUUAUCCUUUAUAUCCGUGGCUGUUAACACGACAUGGAAGGAUAUUUCCACAUCGAUUUCCAGGAAAUUUCCUCCUACAACCCUUCCGUAAACCAAAACGUAUUCGAACAGCAUUUUCACCAUCACAGCUCCUUAAACUGGAACACGCUUUUGAAAGCAAUCAGUACGUGGUUGGCGCAGAACGCAAAGCGCUUGCACAAUCCCUAAAUUUAUCUGAAACUCAAGUUAAAGUGUGGUUCCAAAAUCGACGAACGAAACACAAAAGGAUGCAACAAGAAGAUGAGAAAGGAUCUGGAAAUGGUCAACAGUCCUCCAAUUCCGAUCGGAAUGCAAGUGGAGCGAGCGGAGAUGAAGACGAUGAUGAGCUGAUCGACAUGGAAAUGGAUGAUUGUCCCAGCGACGAUGAGCUCGAAGGACAUCAAUAAAACUGUGUAAAGUUAGAUUUUAAUUUAAUUUUGCAUUUUCGAUGAACUAUGAAUUGAUGAAAUCAGGACUGAGACAAAAGUAUUGAACCACUCGUCAGAGCCAAGUAGCACAACCGAAAUCAGAUUUUUGAGAACUUGGAUCCCGCUCCGACUCCUUCAGUACUUCAAGGAUAUGUGAACGUCUUAAGGAAGAUUUCAUGAAUUCCAAACUGUACAUAGCAUUUAAAUUAUACUUAUGUGAUACAAAAGGAAACUUAAGCGUAUUAUUUUAAAUGUGUUUCGAGCGAGUAUGACUGUAUGUAUGGCUGUAAGUUCCCAAUAAACUAUUGAUAUUUGAAUGGAUGUAAGUGCGUGGGAGCCAGAGGAGUAAAGUAUCAACUCAGCCAAAAUAUUAUAAUAUCAAAUGAAGGUGUCUAGAGUGCCAAAAGCCCAAAGCCUUCGCUUCACUUGUUAGACUGUUUACAAUACUGUAAUAUUUAAACAUUUCAAACCCCAGUUCAAAUCAUAAGAAUGUUAACUCUUUAUAAAUUUAUUGUACAAAUGCUUUCCCCCAUUUUAUUCCUUCCUUUUACGAAAGUACUUAUUUAUAUGCAACCCUAAUAGUCGUAAUUGAAUUUAUGCGGAGUUAAUGAUUUUCGAUUGAGUUUCUUUUGUUGUAAAUAGCGAUCUGAUUCGAACUUGUGAAUAUUAGGAGAUAUUAGAUUACAAAUUUUGUGUUGUGCAUGGUUGCAUGCCUCAACUGCAAUUUAUAAUAAUUUAAAUUUGAGAUGAAUUUAUGUCGUAGUCAAUAAAUAUGUACAUGAUAUAAUGUAAUGAAGAGUUUUCUGCUAUCUGUAGGGAAUUUAAAAAUUCAUCUGGAUUGAAUAUUAGUUUAAAAAUAAUGAAAAAAAUUAAUUUAAUUGGAUAUAUUUAGAGAUAUAAGAAGAAAAUAAAAGAUUUUUUAUGGUAA
Molecule: messenger RNA, 2469 nt
Organism: Hermetia illucens (black soldier fly)
Lineage: Eukaryota; Metazoa; Arthropoda; Insecta; Diptera; Stratiomyidae
Gene: ems
Product: homeotic protein empty spiracles
Exons: 2
Coding region: 435-1520 (361 amino acids)
Biological process (GO): neuron differentiation; regulation of DNA-templated transcription; brain development
Molecular function (GO): DNA-binding transcription factor activity, RNA polymerase II-specific; DNA binding
Source: RefSeq, a predicted model, not a curated record